ACAAUGGGAUUCCGUGUAGUCCAUUGUUUUCUUUGUAAACCUUACCCAACUUAUUUGAAAGUCGUUUUCGUAAGAUAGGAAGCACUUAAUUUCACUUUAACUUCCGACCAUGAUUUGUACCGGUAUGUUUUCUCUUGCGUGUAGUUUUUUGUGCUUUUACGCACUAAACUGUGAGCAUUUUGCGCUCGGCCAAGAGGACACGGGAACCCGGUACCUGUGCCGAGCCAUACCUAUCAACACCGACACCAGUUGUCCACUGACUAUUUUGCCCGAAGUGAGUACGGCAGGCCAGGAAGAGGAGCUAAGGAACACUGUCAUGCAGCUUCGGGAGACAAUUCUACAACAGAAAGAGACGAUAGUCAACCAGCUUGGCACCAUCAAUGAGUUGACCACCAAGCUCUCUCUUUGUGAAUCAUCGGCUUCUGCAGGAGGCAAGUUCGACACGGGGUCCUGGAGUAAGGACAACCAGAAUACGAUGGGUGACGUCCCAAGAGACCCCAACGACACAAUCGACGCCUUGGGGAAAACCAUGCAGAGUUUAAAGGAUAGGCUGGAGAACCUGGAGCAACAGCAGAUGAGAGCCAACUCCUCUGGGGCAACGUUCCCCAGCGAGCUACGUGACCUGCUGCAGCGUCGCCUGGGCGACCUGGAGAAGCAGCUGCUCCAGAAGGUGAGCAGUCUGGAGGAGGAGAAGUACCUGCUCUACAACGAGACCACAGCCCACCGCCAGCGGACAGAGAGCACUCUAAACUCUCUCCUGGAGAGGAUCAAUGAGCUGGAGAAAGGACCUGGGGAUUUCAAGUCCCCUGAGCAGUUCAAGCUGUCCCUGCCCCUGCGUACCAACUACCUGUACGGACGCAUCACCAAGAGCAUGCCUGAGAUGUACGCCUUCACGCUCUGCAUGUGGCUCAAGUCCAGCGCCAGCCCUGGCAUUGGAACGCCCUUCUCCUACGGGGUACCAGGACAGGCGAAUGAGAUUGUGCUCAUUGAGUGGGGCAACAACCCCAUUGAGCUGCUCAUCAAUGACAAGGUGGCCCAGCUGCCCCUGUCUGUGCGGGACGGGAGGUGGCACCACAUCUGCAUCACCUGGACCACUAGGGACGGCCUGUGGGAGGCCUACCAGGACGGGCAGAAGCUUGGUGCUGGAGACAACCUGGCCCCCUGGCACCCCAUCAAGCCUGGGGGGGCCAUCAUCUUAGGCCAGGAGCAGGCCUGUCGUUUAUGGCCUCAACAGGAUGUAGUUGGUGGACGCUUCGACGCCACGCAGGCCUUCGUAGGGGAGCUGAGCCAGGUCAACAUCUGGGACCGUGUCCUGAAGUCUGUGGAGAUCCAGAACAUGGCCAACUGCUCCUCCUACACCCCUGGGAACGUGGUGUCCUGGCUGGACUCCAAUGUGGAGGUGUUUGGGCAUGGAGCCUCCAAGAUCCCCCUGGAGCUGUGUCAGGACCGGCUGCCUGAGUCCUAGGGGGGCGUGCUCAAUGGGGCUCUGUCUGUUACUGACCUGGAUCAAAUUGUACUUACAAAUACUGUAGGACAAUAUAGCGCAUCACCCCUGACAAUAAUAUCAAUGGAGAAGUCAUAAAGUUGCAAACCCAGAGGUGAAUCAACUUUUUCUUAAUACCUUUUCAAAUGUUAUGUCGGUGUAUUUGAGGCACACCAACACCAUCCUGUUGAUGUGUCUGCAGUAUUUUUAGACUUAACGGUGGUAGACCUGACAAUAGUAGAUUUCACAUCAACCUUUUCACUCUAAAUAAUGGCUUUUAUUUCAGUAGCUUUGAUGUUGGCCUAUGUCAUAAAAACAAAGACUUUGAUGUUGCCUAAUGUGAUGUGUUUGGAUAGCAGUGACACCUCGUUGUAUCAGCCUCGUUGGAUCACUCAGAAAUUUGCAUUCUAUAAUAUUUGCUUUUCAAUUGUGGUUGGACAGUAACCAUCGUGAGUAAAACAUUUGAUAUUGAUAAGGAGAAGGCAGAGAGACACAGUAUGGUUGAACUACACUGCAUUGAGAUAAUCACACAUUGCACACACACACCAACACACAUCAGUUUCCAUACAGACUAGACAGACAGCAUUGGCUUUGCCAUGUGACCUGUGUUUGCGUGUUGUGUGGGUGUGAGCUGGAGGCAGAUUAAGAGUCUGUCUGAGGUGAGAGGACAGGAACCAGUGCUGAGAAGAAUUAGAGUAAUACUCAAUUAAUCCCUCUAUCCAGAUACCCAUUGAUGCAGUUCAUAUGCAAUCAUUACGUUUACAACCUAUUUACAACAGUAUUGAAUUAAGACAGCUCUGGUUAUUAUUAGGCUUUGUCAUAGAUAUGUGUUUUUACCCAUACUGUUUUCAAUACCCAACAUCCACCACAAUGCCUGUCUGUUCUAGUUGGAAGUGAAUAGUACCCUUGUGUAUUGGAAAUGUAAUUUUCCUUUGUCAAUAUGUGCUUGGUUUUAUGUCAAUAUUGAAUGUGUACUGGAUUUAACAUUGAUUGCAACAUAUUUUGCUUUGUACAGUCAUUACUGUUAUGUUGCCGUUUCUGGUUAUUGUUUAGAAGUAUAUAACUGUAAGUAUUUAACUGUAAGUUUUUUUUUCAUCCAUGUUCUGUAUUUUGUCCAGUUGUAAAGUUGUGCUCAGGAUACUGUGCUAACUUCUUAUGUGGCCUUCUGAAGACAAGGUACCAGAUGUGCUUUGCAGGAUUUGAUGCUUUGUGAAUCAGUCCUUAAUGAUCUGCCAAUGAUAUAUCAUAUUAAAGAAAUUAAAACCAAACUACCA
Molecule: messenger RNA, 2757 nt
Organism: Osmerus eperlanus (European smelt)
Lineage: Eukaryota; Metazoa; Chordata; Actinopteri; Osmeriformes; Osmeridae
Gene: nptx2b
Product: neuronal pentraxin IIb
Exons: 5
Coding region: 110-1465 (451 amino acids)
Source: RefSeq, a predicted model, not a curated record